Molecule: messenger RNA, 1768 nt
Organism: Vigna umbellata (rice bean)
Lineage: Eukaryota; Viridiplantae; Streptophyta; Magnoliopsida; Fabales; Fabaceae
Source: RefSeq, a predicted model, not a curated record
GUGUAUCGAUUUUUUUUCUUGUGUGAAUAAUACAUCAUUGCUUAAAACUGAUAUAAGACUAACAAUCAACGCUACCUGUCUGUCGAUUUUCUUGUAUUUGGAAUGAUAGGAAUACGAAUUUGGAUUUUGCUGAGUUUUUUUCACUGUUCUCUGCUGUACCAUAAAAUACACUGAUAUAUAAUGAUUUUGAUGUUUUAAAAUAUAUUAAAAGUCUUUUUAAUAUAUCAAAGUAGUGUAUUUUGACAACUGGGAUACCACAAAACAGCCUUAGCAGAGAAAAUGAAUUCUAGGAAUACAUACUUAAAUAUGUAGCUUUGAAAUUUCUGUGUUUUGAAUCGAUUAUUUAUUAUGUAUGACAUGUGGCAUUAGUUCUUCUCUGGAUGCUUCUUGCACAGGCCGGCUAAUUUCUAAAUAAUUAGUGACUAGAAAAAUAUGUUUUAUCCUUUUCUUGACCCUGUCUCACAUUCUCCCUUAUUGAUUGCUGGCCUUUCACAUGAUUUUACUUCAGUGUUCUGAAAGAUUUCUGGUGUUGGCGCAUACAUAUUUCACCUCUAGCACAUCCUGCUUCUUCCUAAUUCCUUAGGUGAUAAGAAAAUGCAAUUGUAUCAUCAUCCAUUUGAUUUGGACAGCCAGAAGGUGAGACUUGCGUUGGAAGAGAAAAGCAUUGAUUACACAUCACACCAUGUCAAUCCUGUAACUGGCAAGAACUUGGAUUCUUCAUUCUUCAAGAUGAAUCCUGGUGGAAGACUCCCAGUUUUCCAAAAUGGCUCUCACAUUCUUUACAAGACUAUUGAUAUAAUCCAGUACAUAGAAAGAAUUGCCGUGUUCUCCUCUGGGUCUGAAAAUAUCAGUAGCAGUAACAAGGAAGUGAUUGAAUGGAUGCAGAAGGUACAAGAGUGGAAUCCAAAGUAUUUUUCCCUUUCCCAUGUACCAGAGAAAUACAGAAUAUAUGUUUCUAAGUUCUUAAGAAGAGUGGUGAUUGCUCGAAUGUCUGAGUCACCAGAACUAGCAGGUGCUUACCAUAAGAAGUUAAAAGAAGCAUAUCAGACUGAAGAGAGAGUGAAAGAUUCAGAUGUGUUUAUAAGGAGCAAGGAGCAUUUGAUUAGGCUGCUUGAUGAAGCAGAGAAGCAGCUGAGUGAAACACCUUAUUUAGCAGGUCAAGAGUUUACUAUGGCUGAUGUGAUGCUCGUUCCGGUAUUGUCUCGUUUAGUGCUCUUGGAUUUAGAGAAAGAGUACAUAACUGGGAGGCCAAACAUUGCUGAGUAUUGGGUUUUGGUUCAGCAGAGGCCUAGUUAUAGGAAAGUGAUUGGUAGGUAUUUUGAUGGUUGGAAAAAGCACAAGACAUUGUUAAAAACUUGGUGCUUUGUUCGCGUUAGAAGUUUGCUGAAGAGAUAUUGAUGAAGUGUAUGUUAGUUGCCCAAAGAAAACUGCAUAAGUGAAUAUAAGAAAGAGCUUUUGUGUGUUGUAGAUGAGUUGUUGUUAUCAUAAACAUUGUUUGUAUUUUCCCUUUUUGGUGACAAGAAUAAUUUUUUUUAAGAGAAAAGGGGGAUUCAUUUUUCUUUCUCCCUUAGCAAAUGGUGAUGCUGAGUACUGAGCUUGGAUUUGAGUACUGAGCUUGGAUUUGUGUUAGUUCAAUCAAUUAGCAAUUUAUGUGCAAUGUUGUACCCUGAUAUGGGAAGAAUUCCUUCAUAUGAGAAUCGUUACUUGUUUUGUGUACACUUAUUUAGUAUUUGUAAAUGCAAAAGCAACGUACUCUCAUUCCUCUAGU